Arabis nemorensis is the source of this 840-nucleotide messenger RNA. The record is from the annotation of a GenBank genome assembly. NCBI's taxonomy places the organism in Eukaryota, Viridiplantae, Streptophyta, Magnoliopsida, Brassicales, Brassicaceae.
AUGGAGACUCUUUCGAUUGGUGAACGAUUCGAUCCAACCAAAUCGGAGUUGGUAGAAUAUCUUCGCAACAAGGUUCAAAAAGGGAAGAACGGUUACAUAACAGACAUGGACGUGUACGAAGACGAACCGUGGCUUCUUCAGCACCUAACACGACAUCCUCAGUUCAUGGAAAGAGAAUGGUUCUACUUUGUUCCGACAACACAAGGAGGUGGUAGUAAACCGAAACGGACUGUACCUGGAAAAGACGGCGAAUGCGAAGGCGGCACGUGGAGGAGCAUUGGUCGGGAAAGAAAGCGCCUCAAGGAAAACAAGGUCGUGAUAGGGUACAAACAGAGUUUCGUGUACUACAAGAAACUGAAGGGAAACCCACAAGGAAAAAGGACUGAUUGGUUUAUGAAGGAGUUUUCCCUUUGUGAUGAUGAGUUACAAGAUUGGGUCUUGUGUAGGAUCCGACACAAGCCGUCUGAGAAGAAAGAGUCGUAUGAACAAAAGGAAGAAGAUGGUGGUUUACUAGGUUUAGCUGAUGAGUUUGGUAAGACGGUACUAGAGGAACAAGAGACACCGAUUCUUCUACCUCAAGGCCAAGAUUCAGGAUUCGAGACUACUACGCAGAGCAGCAACAAUGAGUGGUGGGAUGAUUUGAUAUAUGAGCAAAUACAAAAGCUGCCAGAGAUUCUUCAAGCUCAAGAUUCACGAGGAGGAUUCGUAGAUCAAGGCCUUGCUGGAGGUGAUAUGAUGAUGCAUCGUAGUACUAAUCCUGGCUUCGAAUGGGAAAAUUCAGGGUGCAUUUGUGCAACUCCGAUGACGGAAAUCGAUGAAUUCUCCGGAGUAAAAAUGUAG